Messenger RNA from Oryza sativa Japonica Group (Japanese rice), 1889 nucleotides. Lineage: Eukaryota; Viridiplantae; Streptophyta; Magnoliopsida; Poales; Poaceae. The record is from RefSeq and is a predicted model, not a curated record.
AUUGAAUACCCAUUUUAUGAAGCAUGAAUAUAGCAAGAGUACCUUCUCUUCUCCGUGUUGGCUAUGCUAGAUGAGGUAACCAUAUAACAGAAGAAUUUAAUAACUCGUUAGCUGAAAAUUAAGAAAUAAUAACAUGUGCUUUUUAGAGAAUCACAUAUGCUUGAUACUUUUACAGCAUGCAAUAUAUAUGUUUCAUUUUUCCCUCCGUCCAAACAGAAAAAUCCUAAGUGAUUUGCACAUCAGUAGUGGCGCAAGGCAAAAGUGUCAUGCUAAUUCUGGCCAGGCAAUGGAAAAUGCAUCUCGAGGUUGAGGACCCUUAACAAAGCCUACGAUGAGAUGUUGCAUUGUUCUUUUUUUUUCAUUUUUCUUUUUGCUUGGAUGGGUGAAGAGAUAUCGUAGUCAUACUUGUUGCAAUAUGACUGGCUAGAGCUUGUGGAAGAAAGACCUGACCAUUGAGGGCGGAGCUAGAACGAAAUGGGGAGGGGUGUCACUGCUUGCUUUACUCUGCUUUAGGCCGAGUUUAGACUGAUAUGAGUAACUGAGUUUGGAUUGAAGGGGGUGCAUAUAUGGUGAAAAUAUAUGAACUAUAACUAAAAACCGGGUUCCUGGGCACCCCCCCUCUUCAAUGUAGCUCCCCUCUCUUCACCCACAAGUCCAGCUAGCCUAGCAAAGUUCACAUUUUUCUUCUAUCUUGCAUCAUCACACGAAGUGAACUGCGUGAUCGUCGGAGACAUCGAAUCAAAGCUCUCGCCCAUUCUGCUUGCUGCCCUGAUCUCCUUCAAAUUCUAGCCCAAAGAAUGGAGGACCAGAUGGCUAACCUUCGCUUGACUGACUUCGAGUUCUUCAGGAUCAUCCUGCCCGGAUCCUCCAAAACGAAACUGAAGCUGCCUUACAAGUUCGCGAGGGAGCUUGGGGACCGAGAGCUCCGGGAGGCGAGGCUGCGGGUCGCCGGCGAGGGGCGGCGCCCGUGGGACGUGAAGGUGUUCGACGACGACGUCAGCGGCGACGUGUACCUGGGCCGCGGCUGGCAGGAGUUCGCCCGCGCCCACGACCUGCGUGACGGCCACUUCCUCGUCUUCCGCUACGACGGCGCCGCCGCGUUCACCGUCACCGUCUUCGACGAGACCAUGUGCCGCCGCGACUACCGCCGCCACCACGACGCCGCCGAGAGCGGAAGCAGCAGCAGCAGCGACAGCAGUGAUGCGGCGGCGGCGGUGGCGACGGCGGCGGCGGAGGGGGUCGGCGACGUGGCGCUGUCGCAGUUCGCCGUGACGCUGCGGCAGUGCAACCUCGAAGACAAGCAGGCGCAGUACUUGAACGUGCCGAUGGAGUUCCAGGAGGCGCACGAGUACGCGAGGCGGGAGAAGGUGGUGCUGCGGAUGCGCGGGGAGGCAUGGACGGUGAGGCUGAAGCACAGCAGGCGGGAGCGCGGCCAGCGCACGGCGUUCCGGUACGGGUGGCACCGGUUCUGCGUCGACAACGGCCUCGCCGUCGGCGACACCUGCUUCUUCCGCGUCCUCCGCGAGGGCGACCUCCGCCGCGGCGGUGCCGCCGACGACCACGUGCUCAAGGUCGCCGUGCGCAAGGCCGACGGCACCACCCUCGAGUGAUCGAUCUUACUAAUUAACUACUGAGAUUAAUAAAUUAAUUAGCGCGCUCUCGUAGUCUCGUCUCGUCGUGUGUGUGUGUGUUUAGGUGUUGGUUAGUCGUUCUAAAUGGCCCGUAUUUGUCUUACGUUAAAUCGUCUGGUACUUGAUCGGAUGGUGUUUGUGGGUGUGCCACUGGCAGAUCGACAGGUGGCCGAGCUGUGUACCGAACUGCUUUAUUACUCUCUUUCACGAACAAGGCCCUGUGUUUCGCAUUCACAACAAUGGGAAACAACCCAAUCU